Erythranthe guttata (spotted monkey flower) is the source of this 1192-nucleotide messenger RNA. RefSeq names its product Translin family protein. Gene Ontology annotation, molecular function: sequence-specific DNA binding. NCBI's taxonomy places the organism in Eukaryota, Viridiplantae, Streptophyta, Magnoliopsida, Lamiales, Phrymaceae. The record is from RefSeq and is a predicted model, not a curated record.
CUACCGCCACGCGCCACCUGUAAUAGUCGAAUCGAGCGAGCGACAGAUGUUCAAUUCGUCGGCAAUCCAAAAGCUCUCUGUAAUGGCUGCUAAACCCCAACGCUUCCGCCAUCUUGCAGAGACCACUCCGCUGGGUGCCGCUGCCAAGAAGCACCGAAGUUUAACCACCAGUGCCGCUGAUUCCGACCCAAAUCCCAUGAAGCACGCCUUCUCCAAAUAUGCUACUUACCUCAACGAUCUGAACGACAAGAGAGAAAGGGUGGUGAAGGCAAGCCGGGAUAUAACUAUGAAUAGCAAAAAGGUCAUAUUUCAGGUGCAUAGAAUUAGCAAACACAACAAAGACGAAGUUUUAGAAAAAGCAGAAAAAGAUUUAGCUGCUGUGAUGGAUCAAUAUAUCUCUCGUUUAGUGAAAGAGCUCCAGGGGACUGACUUUUGGAAGCUAAGGCGAGCCUACUCUCCCGGGGUUCAAGAAUAUGUUGAAGCAGCUACGUUGUGUAACUUUUGCAAGACAGGUGCUCUUUUGAAUCUAGAUGAGAUCAAUGCUUCGUUGCAAACACUAAGUGAUCCAUCCGUUGAGCCAUUGCAGAUUAAUGUUCUUGACUACCUCUUGGGGCUUGCUGAUUUGACUGGGGAGCUGAUGAGGCUGGCUAUAGGUAGAAUAUCAGACGGUGAACUCGAAUAUGCUCAGAAAAUCUGCACGUUUGUGCGUGAAAUCUAUAGAGAACUGUUGCUUAUUGCCCCCAAAAUGGAGGACUCUUCGGACAUGAAAUCGAAGAUGGACACAAUGCUGCAAAGUGUAAUGAAAAUUGAAAAUGCUUGCUUUAGUGUUCGUGUCAGAGGAUCGGAGUAUAUUCCGUUUCUUGGAUCUGAAGAUACCAGCUUUUCUUGGUUAGGAGCUUCUAACGCCGAAUGAAGAAACUGCAUAAAAAGUGCGUCACAUGUAUCUCAUUUCAGAUUUACCAAUCUACCUGCAGAUUUUGUUUUAUUAGUGAAUGAUAUUUGCUUAUCUUUCGGACACUACAAUUUUCUGCUGGAUGUAUACUUGCUCCUCGCGGACCUUUGUAGAAGGUGAUUAUCCAUUUAGAUGUUUCAAAUCAGUCCUAUGUUGUUAUAUGGUAAAACUGAAUCUUUUACUUCUAACUUGUUGACGCCCGAAAAGAGAUAAUAUGAUCGUAAAUUUGCUCGCACCUUA